Messenger RNA from Physcomitrium patens, 948 nucleotides. RefSeq lists its product as uncharacterized. Gene Ontology annotation, biological process: thylakoid membrane organization. NCBI's taxonomy places the organism in Eukaryota, Viridiplantae, Streptophyta, Bryopsida, Funariales, Funariaceae. Gene Ontology annotation, cellular component: chloroplast thylakoid membrane. The record is from RefSeq and is a predicted model, not a curated record.
CAAAUUAAUGCACAUCAUGCAACAACGCUCCGAAGGGGCGAGCGAAAACCCAGCUUGGAUAAUUCGUGCUCCAUCACGGACCACCAGCCCCUUUCCGUCAAUUUCCGAGAGGAGGCAUUGUGGCACCGAUUUGUAAUGAGUUAGUGAAAUAGUCAUGGCGACGGCGAUGACCGGGCUUCUCGCCUCGUCUUCGCUCGCCUCGUCUUCGCUCGCCUCUGAAUGCAGGUUCUUGAGGCAUUCCUUGGUUAUGUCCUGCCAACACAAGCUGCAGCAACAGCCGAGAAAUUUUGGUUUGAAGGAAAAUUGUGCUCAGUCGCUCAGGGGAGGUAUUCGCAUGUCACCGCAGCAGGGGCGCGGGUCUGUUGGUCACUCUGAGAGUAAGCUAUUACUAGAUGUCUUCUUUCUGGGAAAAGCACUCGUAGAAACUGCUACCGACCGCAUCGGCAGUUUUGUGGGCGAGCUUCUGAGCGAAGUUGGACAACGGCAGGCUGAGCAUCAAAGCCACAUCCUAGAGUUUCAGAACGAGGUGCAAGCGAGGGCCAAGACUGCAGAAGCAAGAGCAGUACAGAAAGCCUUGGCACAAGAGAAUUUUAUGGUCACAAGUGAGGAUGCUAUUGCAGUCUCUACGGUCACUAAUGACGACGAGGCCAAUGGAAGCCCAAAUGCUGAAAGUACAAGCAGCGCUAGUGAAGGUGCCAUAAUGUGAUCUUCAUCCUCCUCUAAACCCUCCAUCCUUGCAGUAGAGCUUUGUGGCUCAUCGCAGAUAUGCGGCAUUUUGUUGCAGACAUAUUUGAAUUAGCUUGUAAGCCACACCUGCAUGCUGUGAAUUUAUGGAAGAAGAAACUACUUGCACGAAAAUCAGCACGACUUGAUGUGUAUUUGAAGCUUCUUUGUAUGCAAGAACAAACUAAACAAGACCAAAUUAUAGUAUUCGGUUUAGUUCAAUUU